This is a messenger RNA of Papilio machaon (common yellow swallowtail), 2205 nucleotides long. Its product is annotated as WD repeat-containing protein 89 homolog. The transcript has 6 exons. Gene Ontology annotation, molecular function: protein binding. NCBI's taxonomy places the organism in Eukaryota, Metazoa, Arthropoda, Insecta, Lepidoptera, Papilionidae. The record is from RefSeq and is a predicted model, not a curated record. The coding region runs from base 155 to 1747 and encodes 530 amino acids.
AUACAAAGUCGAAGAACCAUGUUCCGUUGAUCGCCGGCCUGAUAUUUAUUUUUAUUAGUUUUUAACGAUUUUAUGAGGGACUUGUUUAUUCCUUUUUUUUUAAAUAUUAAUAAGAUUUUUUUGUAUUUUUUGUAAAUAAUAAUAAGAUACAAAUAUGGACAUAAUCGAAAAUGAAGAGACAGAUAAAGAUACAGUGGAGGAAAAUGUGUUGGAAGAACUGUUUCCAAAAAAAUAUGAUUUAAUGACCGAAACAGAAGUAUCACUUAAGAAAACUUAUAUCAACAAACUAAGCGGCACGAAAACAUUAAAGUAUUCAAUAAUUCUACCGGACAACACCAUAGAGGUAUACGAGCUCAAUAAUAGCUCCCUGUCACGUGUGUGUGUCAUGAGUGGCCACGAGAAGACAGUGACUGAGACCGUUUUCAACCCAAAUGAUGACAACCUCCUUUUUUCAACGUCUGAAGAUGGACUUGUCAAGAUGUGGGAUACAAGGGCCGGUGGCUCCUGUGUACUAGACUAUAAAGAUGAGGAGGAAAAGAUAAUUCGUCCGUACGAGUGCAUGGACGUGUCGUACAACGGGCGUGUUCUGUGCACCGGCAGCCAGCUGGUGGAGGACGACGCGUACCUCGUGUUCUGGGACCAGCGCGUGCCCAAGCCGCUCGGUGGCUACUGGAACUCUCACACCGACGACGUCACGCAGGUGAAAUUUCACAAGGAGAAGGUGGAAAUACUGGCGACGGGCUCGGUGGACGGGCUGGUGAACGUGUUCAAUAUAAUGGAGCAGACGGAGGAGGAGGCGCUGACGCACACGCUGAACGCGGAGUGCGCGGUCGACAAGUUGGCGUGGCUGGGCGACGCCGCGGUGGCGUGUCUCACGCAGGCGCACCAGCUGCAGCUGUGGAGCACCGCCAGCGCCCGGCGCGCCCUGCACUGCGACAGAGAGCACAUCGCCAGGAGUAUAAAGCGGAGCCGCGCGGACGAUUGCUACCUGGUGGACUCGUUCACUUCGGUGGGCGGGCGGCCCGUGCUGCUGGCCGGCUCCUACGGCGGCGACGGGAGCACUCUGCGGGCGCUGGCGGUGGCCGGCGACCGCCUGCUGCCCUACGCCGACUUCCCCCGCAACCGGCAGCUCGUGCGCUGCUGCUACCACGACCGGGCGAGAGACCUGCUGGUGACGGCGGGGGAGUCGGGCAUCGUGAGCGUGUGGCGCGGCGUGCCCGACCACAGCGGCGUAGACGAAGCGGACGACGCCGACCUCCGCGACCACGUCGACGUCGAUGCUUCCGGCGAUUCCGACGACUCGGGCGACGGCGACGGCUCCGAGGACGAAGGCGGCUCCGAGGACGGCGACGACUCCGAGGACGGCGAUGGGUCCGAUGACGGCGACGGGUCCGACGAUGGCGAUAAAUCCGACGACGGCGACAAGUCCGACGAUACAGACAAAUCGGAUAAUUCAGAUAAAUCGGAUGAUUCGGAUAAAUCUAAGGUUUCGGACAAACCGGCAGACUCGGUCACACACGAAGAGUCGAGCGAGCGACACGACUUAGAUAAGGCGGACUCGAAUAAACAGGAAGCUUUGGGUAAAGCCGAGGUCUCAAAUAAAGCAGAGGAUUCGGAUAAAAUGGAUUCAUCGGAUGAGUCGUUCGAGUCGAGCGAGACGGAGGGGGGCGAGGUGCAGGACGAGGUGUCGGGCAAGUUGACGGGCGCACUUGCCCGACUGCAGGCGCGCAGACAUCGCCCGUACUGAGUGCACGAUCUUAUACCUCUAUAUCAAUUCCUACAAUUAGCUUAUCGACUUUGUUUAUGUUAUAUAUAUAAAAUAUAUAGAAACAAUUAUAGAAAAAGCAAACAAGACAAAUAUAGAAAACUAUGUCAUCCGCCAUUUUGGAUUUUCCAUAGUGCACUGUACUCUGCUAGUCAGAAGCUCGGAAAAACCGCCAUUUUGUAACGACGGUCUGGAUAUUUUAUGAUGCACUGUAUUAUUGUACAAUGUGAUAAAAUACAAUUCGUAAUAUUUACUAAAAACUUAGAAACCAACUGCUAAAAGUAGGAAUUGACUUAAAAAUAUUUUUUAAUAUUAUUUUACUCACGUAUGUAGUAAAAAAUAUUUAAAUAAGAUAAUUAUAGUUUUAAAUCCGGAUCUGUGAAUCAGGGUUGGAACCUCUCAGAUUGUGAAGCUGUCACCGAGUGGCCUGACACCGUUCU